Molecule: messenger RNA, 385 nt
Organism: Pocillopora damicornis (cauliflower coral)
Lineage: Eukaryota; Metazoa; Cnidaria; Anthozoa; Scleractinia; Pocilloporidae
Product: mitochondrial import receptor subunit TOM40 homolog
Biological process (GO): protein import into mitochondrial matrix
Cellular component (GO): mitochondrial outer membrane
Molecular function (GO): transmembrane protein transporter activity
Source: RefSeq, a predicted model, not a curated record
UGCACAUGGUUCACACGAUCAAAGAUGGGGAAUGUACUCGCGGCUUCACCGUCAAAACCCUCAUCUCCCAGCAAUGUUGCAUCGAUGCCGCCGCCGCCACCGCUUACGGCAGCUCCCCCUGUUGAACCAAAGCCGCAGCCGGAUGAAAAACCAUCCAAUAGCAACCCUGGAACGUAUGAAGAUCUACACAAGUCGUGUAAAGACGUCUUCCCUCAGCCGUUUGAGGGCUGUAAACUAGCUAUCAAUAAAGGCCUAAGCAACCACUUUCAAGUCAGCCACACCCUUCAGCUCAGUAGUAUGGGGCCAGGAGCAUAUCAUUUUGGAGCCACCUAUGUAGGAAAUAAGCAGACAGGGCCUAAUGAGGUGAUGAUGAUGAUGAUGAAGG